AUGACGAUCGUCAGCCUGAACGUCGAGGGAAUCACCAAGAAUAAAGAGGAUGUAAUAUCGCAACUAUGCCAAUCAGAAAAGUGGGAUGUACUAUGCCUGCAGGAAACUCAUAGAGAUGAAACAGCAAAGAGACCCAAUAUCAAAGGAAUGCGCUUGGCAGUAGAAGCACCUCACAGAAGCUCGCCGAUUAUUCUAAGUUGCAUUCACAUUUUACAUGCAUAUGAUGGCUAUUCGUCAUGUGCAAAACCAUACAGGACAUCUAAAUCUCAUGAACCACCAUGUGACUUUCAGAAGCAAUCAUGGUGCACAGUCCCUGGAAGUGCCUACCCCUGGCAUGCAGUUCGUCGAUUUGUCCAGGAGAACCAUGGCCUGAUGGGAAGAAUGUAUGGUGAAGAAAGACACAUUUCCGUCCUCAGAGCUGAAAUUGUGUCCAAUGAUGUGAAUUACAUGCACGACAAUGAAUGGAAGCUAGGAGAAUCGCGAAGAAAAUCAUUCAGAAAUAAGGCUCCUGUGACAAGUGCCACUACAAAGGAACAGAAGCAAGAAGCUCUCUCUUCCUCUACCUCAACUGAAGCACCUCAAGGAACAACUACAAACACUAAGAGCACUACACAGAACACGACACAGAAUCUGAAGCCAUCUCCAUUAACCACUACCAAUUUUUCCUCAAAGUAUAAUACCACCCAGCAUACAACUGUAACACCUGCCAGCACACUGCUGACAACUACUGCUCAAGAUAACAGUACAAAUUUCAUUGAAGACUGUACAGAAGACAGCUUUAUGGGAUCAAGCCUUGUGCCAGAUCUUAUUACUGAUCAGAUUGAAAUUACAACUGACACAGUUAUUGUUACAAAUACUCACAUAACAACUACUGAAGGGACAACCAGUACAACAGCACAGCUACUGAAGGAGGACGUUUCAGAAACUAUGCUUUUUCAAGAUGCACAAGCAAAGCAUAAGGAACAGCCACUGCCAGCACACAGACUUCGAGGAGUGAAUGCUUGUCCUGUGAAAGAAGAAGUUGUAGCAUCUUUUUGGGCUAACAACACCCGUGGGGAAGUUCUUGCUUUAUUGAAUUUGUAUCCAUUUGAGCAAUAUGUUCACUGGGAAAAAUGCACGUAUGAGCUGAAACAAAUGUACUGUCGUGAAGGGUGUCGCUGUGAACAACAGAAUCGUCUUCACAGACAGUUGGCGUAUGACCCCAACAAUGAAUGUCGUGGAAUAUUCUCUGAUUGGUUUAAAUUUCCGUCAUGUUGUGUUUGUCGCUGCUAUGACCUGCCACCUGAAUUCCUUGUUGUUUGA
Molecule: messenger RNA, 1302 nt
Organism: Schistocerca americana (American grasshopper)
Lineage: Eukaryota; Metazoa; Arthropoda; Insecta; Orthoptera; Acrididae
Product: protein spaetzle 4-like
Exons: 2
Coding region: 1-1302 (433 amino acids)
Biological process (GO): innate immune response; regulation of Toll signaling pathway; central nervous system formation
Cellular component (GO): extracellular region
Molecular function (GO): growth factor activity; Toll binding
Source: RefSeq, a predicted model, not a curated record